Molecule: messenger RNA, 3099 nt
Organism: Scylla paramamosain (green mud crab)
Lineage: Eukaryota; Metazoa; Arthropoda; Malacostraca; Decapoda; Portunidae
Exons: 6
Coding region: 306-965 (219 amino acids)
Biological process (GO): purine nucleotide metabolic process
Cellular component (GO): cytosol
Molecular function (GO): GMP kinase activity
Source: RefSeq, a predicted model, not a curated record
GAGUAAGCAAAAUCACUCAGACGGCUUGAACUAGCGGGAGCAGCUUCAGGUUAGCGGCACGGCUGCAGGUCAUCGUUAACCUGGUUGUUCCGGUGCUUCCCCGUGACACAAUCACCAGCAAGACCAGAGAACUAAGCCUGUCCUCGCUGUACUUCACCUUAUCAUACAGUACGUGGGCCGUUUAGCUUAAUAGACAGUGUACACGUGGCACUCCAAUGCAGCUCUGCUGAAAGAUGAUCAUAUACUAAUGCGACUCAAGCAUUCUAGUUCAGGAACCUAUUAUAAAAUCCAGGCUCAGAUUGCUCAUGGCUUCUCUUCUUUGGAAUGUUAAGAAUACAGUUGGUUUCCGGUUGGUUCACAACAUCAAGAUGAUGCCCCGACCUCUUGUGCUGUGUGGUCCUUCAGGUGCUGGUAAAUCAACCCUGAUGAAGAAGCUGUUUGAUGAGUUUGGUUCAUAUCUUGGGUUCUCUGUCUCUCACACCACCCGCUCCCCACGGAUAGGAGAAGAACAUGGCAAACACUAUUAUUUUGUAACCGUGGAAGAAAUGGAAAAAGCAAUUGAUAACAAGGAGUUCAUUGAACAUGCUAAGUACUCUGGGAACUUAUAUGGAACUAGCAGGAAAGCGGUGGAUGAUGUCCUGAGUAAUGGAAAGAUCUGCAUACUAGACAUUGAUUUGCAAGGUGUUCAGCAAGUUAAAGAGACAGACCUACAAGCAUAUUAUGUCUUCAUAAGGCCACCGUCAAUUGAGCACCUGCGAGAGAGACUUCUUGCAAGAGGCACUGAGACAGAAGAGAGUCUCAAGAGGCGCCUUGACACGGCCGAGAAGGAAAUGGCAUAUGGGGAGCAGGAAAGUAAUUUUGACAAAGUUAUUGUUAAUGAUGACUUGGAGCGAGCCUAUCAAGAGCUGAAGGAGUUUGUUCAGCCAGCAGUUCAGCAGAUGCAGGAGGUUGAUGAUACUCAGUGAAACAAAUAUAUUUUCUUUGUUGCAACACACUGAGUAAAUUAGUGAUAUUAGUAUCAACAUUGUUGCUUGUUGAUUUUUUUUGCCAAAGAAAGCAUUCAGCCUCAUUUUAUCAGCUUUCAUUCCAUAUGGUAGUUUGCAUUGAUAAAAGUCAUAUAGAGAAUGCACUUAUUAAUGUAUUUGUUCAUCUUCACUAGAAUCUUUUCUUGCACUAGUGUGAUGCAUACACUGUUUGCAAAUUUAAAUUAAGAAAUUUUCCCUGUAACUGACUUGCUAGUUUAGAGUUUGGGGAGUUAUUUUUAAAUUUUAAGGAAGUAAAUUUUGUUGAGACAUUUUAGUACACUGUACAUCUAUCUAUCUAUAUGCCACGCUGAGAUAUCCCUUAUAGGGGAUAGCCAAGACAAGAUAUCAUAGGUUGUCUUAUAAGAAUGAGAUUAUAGAAGGGACGGCACCCUGACCCUUAUAGUUGACUUUCUUGACACUGUGGUGGCAGCAUUCCUCCACGCUAGCCAUGGAAUGUGUGGUCAAGCCAGAACUACCUUUCCACAGGAUGGUGAUCUAUACAUGACUAGAUUUUUAAAAUUCAUUUAUUUUAUUUAUUUUUUAUUCAUUUUUCCUUUUCUACUUUAUUUAUUUUUUACUUACUUUUAUUAUAUAAUAUAUGUAUAUAUAUAUAUAUAUACAUAUAUAUAUAUAUAUAUAUAUAUAUAUAUAUAUAUAUAUAUACACAGGGUGUCCCAUAAGUUUCCAUACAUAUGGUAUCACAAACGCCAUUACAAGCAUAAAUCCAGAUGUGUUUGAACGUGUUCUUCAGCAGUGGAGGACACACACUGAAAUGUGUUUUCAACACAAAGGCAGUCAUGUAGAGCAUGGUUCACAUCCACAAUCCCAGGGAGCACAAUAUUUUAAGUUGCCAAUACAUAUAUGUAGUAAUACUAAAAGAUAUCAUGAUGAAUUUUAUAACAUUGUGUGGAUCAGUCUAUCUGCAUAUCUACACUAGACUGACACUCCAUAGAGGACUGAAGGCAGUACUCAUUUGGGACUCCUGGUCUCCAUGCUCUGCCUUCCUCAGUGAUGUGCAGGGUAUGUGGCACCAGUAUUUCUCAGGGCCAGCCAUGAAAUGUGUGGCCAAGUUGUGUUUAGCUACCACUGAUAUUAUAUACAUCAUAUAUGUGUACAUAAGAUCACACCAGAUAAUUGAAAAAAAAAGCAGGGAGAACUCUCAAUGCAUGAAAGCAGCCAGGAAAGUACAAAUUUAUUUUCAAAUGUUAUGAAACAUGUCAUGUCACUGAAGAAAUACAUAAGGCAGGGAAGCCGAAUUAGGAAUGUAUGAACUAACUCAAGAAUACAAGAAUAGUUUUUACCUGGCUGAUGUCUGAUCAUCAGUGGCCAUUUAAGAUUAAUCAUAUCUUGUUUCUGUCUCUUUUUAAAUAAGUAUAUGCUGCUCUACUUACAAUAUACUGGGUGUUCUUUGUUUUGGAUGAAUAUUUCAUUAAUUAUACUUGAGAAUCACAUCACUAGAUGAACAAAUUGCAUUAUCAGUGAAGGAUGAUACAUAAUAAGUCAAACUUACAUUCAGAUUAAAGAAACAUGUUUGCCCUGAAACCAAGACUACAGACAGCUACAACUAUAUAUAUAUAUAUAUAUAUAUAUAUAUAUAUAUAUAUAUAUAUAUAUAUAUAUAUAUAUAUAUAUAUAUAUAUAUAUAUAUAUAUAAACUGACAGAGAGAGAGAGAGAGAGAGAGAGAGAGAAUUUUAUUUUCUAUGAAAAUAUUUUCAGGUAAUGAGGUGGAUGUGUUGCUAUAAAUUUGGUCUUUAGUUUUGGAAUGCUGAUAUGAACAAGAUGGACAACCCCAUUGUAUUAUAAUGUUGCAAUAUGUGAUGGACCAAAAGGUGUAUAAGAAUAUUUAUUGAAAGUUAUUUUAAUCAUAUUUUUUGUAAAGGAAAAAUGCUAAAUACAGGACCACUUCCAAGGUUGUAUAUGGAACCAGGUAUGGUUAAUCACCUCUGAUCUAUUUACUGAUGAAAGAUCUUAAGUUGUUUUGACAGUAAAAUGGUUGUGUUAGUGAAGCUCUGUAUUGUACUGUACUUAUUUAUAGUUAUUUUAUAUUAAAUAAAUUUUGAAUUUUACUAAUAA